Molecule: messenger RNA, 767 nt
Organism: Hyalella azteca
Lineage: Eukaryota; Metazoa; Arthropoda; Malacostraca; Amphipoda; Hyalellidae
Exons: 2
Coding region: 187-684 (165 amino acids)
Source: RefSeq, a predicted model, not a curated record
AGCGAGCCCUCCUUGCAGUGCAGAGGCGAGCAUAAGCAGAAUUUAGUGGGAACAUCUGCUCUUCGUUUCACCGAGAGAAGCAUCAGCUUGGGUACUGGCGAGGAUUUACCAAAAUAUAGCGAGCGUUUGGUGUCAUCAUGUGCGCGCGCACGACUAACGCUGUAUGAGGGCUCAGGAAGCAGUGGUAUGCAGCGGCGAGGAGUGUUGCUACGUCGACACACAAGCGCUCACGUAACUCAUCAUUUUGCCCACUGCAAGAACACGGACAAAGAACCUCAGUCAGAGGAGGUUAUUGACGGGGACGAAAACGAGAUAUUUGGUGACGAGAAGACAGAAGAAAGUUUCUCCAGCUGUUCUGACAGCGAAGAUUCCAAGAACGAACGUGAAAAGCCAGAGGCUUUGGGUAUGAUGUAUGAAUUCGAAUGUGGACACGUGACACCUUGCAGUCUUGCGCACAAACACCACGCCCAGCCAAACAUAGGCUAUUCAUAUGUGUUACAGGUCACUAAUGAAUUAAGUGAUAAUGAUGAUGAGAAUAAUAAAACUAAGUAUGAUCGAGAGAAAAGUAAAAAUAAUGAGGAGCCUGGGACGAGUGAAGGAGAUGAAGACAGUUGUGGAUCGCCAUCGAAUCCUUCUGUGUCAAGCAUUGAGAUUAUUAAGGAUGAUUUUGUUGAGGAUAGCUAAUAUGAUGGACUCAGAAAUAAUUGUUAAAACUGUAAACGUCGAAGUAAUUAUUAGUCACACUUUUAUUUUAUAUAUGCGCCCGA